AUGACAACCCUGCUCGAGUACACUCAAGUCGAACUUUUGACGCUCAACGGCCCAGAAUUCCGCCGAGUGUCCACUGCUCCUCCGCGCCCAUCAACCGAGGAUGAGAUUCCGAUCAUAGAUCUCGCUUCUAUUGACGGGGAUCUAGAAGCGAGAAAGGCCCUCGCGUCCAAAGUCAGAACAGCAGCCGAGAGCACGGGCUUCUUCUAUAUCAAAAACCACGGGAUCUCAGAAGAGCUCAUCCAGAAUGCCCUAUCCCAAGCACAAGCUUUCUUCGGCCAGCCGAUCGAAAAGAAACAGCUAGCUUCAAGCAAGAUUCAAAAGAACGCUGAUGGAUGGCAUGGGCUAGGGACUACCCAAAUUAACAAAACCGAAACAAGGGAUCGCAAAGAGACAUUCUCUCUGCGCUAUAAUCGCAAGAAUGAUCCAACUGUCCCCGGCAGGGAGACGCUGUCCAGCGAAGAUGACUUCGCUUGGGAUACAACAAGCCAUCUCCCUGGAUUCCAGGAAACAACAAUUGAAUUCUAUGAGCGUCGCCUCACGCUCGCGCGCAAGAUGAUUCGUAUCUUUGCUCUCGCUCUAGACAUGCCGGAAGAUUACUUUGACUCGGUGACCACGAACCCCGGUGCAGACGGGCUUUACGUACACUAUCCCGCUACACCAGCUGAUGCACUCGAGGAAAGCAAUGGGGAUGUCGAUGUCGGGAUCGGCUCCCAUACUGAUAUCCAGUGCGUCACUCUUCUGUGGCAGGAUAUGUCUGGUGGUUUGCAGGUACUAUCUGCCAGUGACGAGUGGCUCGAUGCUCGGCCGAUAGCUGGCACGCUAGUGGUUAAUAUUGGCGAUUUCCUCCAGCGUCUUUCGAAUAAUAGGUUUAAGUCCACGGUGCAUAGGGUCUACAAUCGUCAGCCUAGCUCCAGGUACUCGAUGCCUUUCUUCCUGGGGUUCAAUCCCGAUUCGUGGCAUCGAAACCGUCUUGAGCUCGCACACGGGAAGCCCAUUUCUGAUUAA
Penicillium expansum is the source of this 1005-nucleotide messenger RNA. Its product is annotated as isopenicillin N synthase family dioxygenase. NCBI's taxonomy places the organism in Eukaryota, Fungi, Ascomycota, Eurotiomycetes, Eurotiales, Aspergillaceae. Bases 1 to 1005 code for a protein of 334 amino acids. The record is from RefSeq and is a predicted model, not a curated record. The transcript is spliced from 3 exons.